UUCUGGGAUUUUCACAUUCCAAGAACAAGGAAGACCUUCUUCUAAUCUUCUCUUCGCACCAGUGCAAUAUAAGCUGUUACGUAAACCCUAAACCCAGAGCUCACCAUCAGUUGAUUGUAUCAAAAAGUAGGUGAUCAACAAAUUAAGGAUGGAGUGCGUGGUCCAAGGAAUUAUAGAAACACAGCAUGUGGAAGCCCUUGAGAUUCUUCUUCAGGGUCUUUGUGGUGUUCGUAGAGAACCUUUGAAGGUCCAUGAGAUAUGCCUUAAAAGUGGCCCAAACUUAGGAGCUGUACCUUCUGAAGUCCGACUUAUUUGCAAUCUUGAACUAACUGAACCUACAUGGACUGUGAGAUUCGUGGGGGGUGCAAUGAGAGGUGCAGGUGCCGAGCAACUUUCAGUUCUAGUAAGAACUGUGAUUGAAAGCAAAGCAAGCAAAAAUGUGCUUCGCUUAUUUUAUGCCCUCGGCUACAAGUUGGAUCAUGAGUUACUGAGAGUCGGGUUUGCCUUCCAUUUCCAGAGAGGCACACAGAUGACUGUCACUGUGUCAUCAGUUAAUAAGAUGCCACAAUUACACAAUACAGAUGAAGCUGUCCCUGUAACUCCUGGGAUACAAUUGGUUGAAGUGACAGCCCCUGCGUCGUCUGAAACUUAUACUGAAGUUGCGUCAGCAGUGUCAUCCUUUUGCGAAUAUCUUGCACCGCUCCUGCAUUUGUCUAAACCGGGCAUUUCAACUGGGGUUGUUCCUACUGCUGCUGCCGCUGCUGCAUCUCUCAUGUCCGAUGGUGGGGGUACAAUGAUGACUUAAAGGUUUAACAAUAGUUGGUCAUAGAUACUGUCAAACUUGAUAACAAUGUACUACUAUAGUUUCUCAUUGCCAAAACUUUAGAAAGAUUUGCCGGUGGUAGUUACUAGUCACCUGCAGGGUCAGUAACAUAACUAUGUUUUUAAAUGUGUUUUGCCAAGUGUCUACGGCAUACUAGAAAGGACUUUAGCAUUUUCCAGUAUGCUGAAUCAUUUUUUGAAAAAGACGAGAACUCCAUUAGCUGGGAGCUUCCAUCACCAGUAUGCUGAAUCAUUGACAGGGAUAGGCAAAUAGUUUCUUUCGUUGUGCUUUUCAUUUCUAGGUGAAGAGUUAGUUCCUGGAACAGCAUCCCAGAGUUUCAAGGCCUAGAAUGAAGGAAAUAGACUUGUUUACGCAUUAUACACCUAAUGGAGUACUGAAUUGCCGCAGGUUAUGAGCAGUAAGGUCCUCAGUUUUCGUAUUUGAUGCGAUCAUUAUAGGUUAAACUUGUCUAAAUGUGAUUAGUACUCUACUUCAGCUGGAGACUAAUGUGAAAUCUGUCUUUAUUGUUAGUAGGCUCUUAUACUAAGUUACUAACCAUGCAUUAUUUAGGUAUAAACGUCUCUUUAUAGACAUGAUUGGCAUGA
Molecule: messenger RNA, 1428 nt
Organism: Argentina anserina (silverweed cinquefoil)
Lineage: Eukaryota; Viridiplantae; Streptophyta; Magnoliopsida; Rosales; Rosaceae
Product: mediator of RNA polymerase II transcription subunit 18
Exons: 6
Coding region: 149-805 (218 amino acids)
Biological process (GO): termination of RNA polymerase II transcription; regulation of transcription by RNA polymerase II
Cellular component (GO): core mediator complex; mediator complex
Molecular function (GO): transcription coregulator activity
Source: RefSeq, a predicted model, not a curated record